GGCGCGGCAUGGAGCGGCUGCGGCUCCUCGGGCUUUGGCUCCUUGGCAUUUGGCUCCUCGGGAUGUGCUUCCUCGGGAUGCUGCUCCCCCGGGGUUUGGCUUUUCGGGAUGCAGCCCCCACCGACCAGGGAUGCAGCAUCCCCCCAGGGAUGCAGCCCGCGCCCCGCAGGAUGGGGCUCCUUGUCCCUGCGGAGGGUCCAGUUACAGGCCUCCUCUGAACGUCUGGUGGGGUAAAAGCUGCGUGGGGAUCUCCACAGCUGCAGGAUUUGCUGUCCCCACUCACGUGGGCUCCUUGGUCUGUGGCUGUGGCAUCCAUUUUCCUGUUCAGCAUUUCCUUGAUAGGAUGAUGGUGCUCUGUUUUCUGGGCAGAGCCCUGCCACGAGCAAGGCAUUCACCCAGCCCACUGGGGAGACAACUCUGCUCAGCCAGCGCAAAUAAGCCAGUGUUGACUUUAUUCACCAAGAAACCAUGCCCUCUGUGUGAUGAAGCAAAGGAAGUUCUCGAGCCAUACAAGAAAAGGUUUGUUCUGCAUGAGGUGGAUAUUACCCUUCCAGAGAACUCAGAGUGGUAUGAUAAAUACAAAUAUGACAUACCUGUUUUUCACUUAAAUGGGAAGUUCCUAAUGAAGCAUCGAGUCGACAUUCAGAAGUUUGAAGACCGACUUAGGAAGAUGGAGUUGCAAAGUGAGGGAAACUAGUGAAGAAAAUGCAGCUGCUCUGAGGCAGAUCUCAAAGGUGAAAAGAACUGUGUGAAAAAAAAACUUGAAUUCAUUAUCUGGCCUUAAAUUUCUUAUGAAUUUUCAGACUCACAUGAAUCUCAAAAACAUGAGUGACUUGUGUUCUAUUUUGUAUUAAUCCCCCAGCCCAGCUGCACAAGGAGCCACCUUUUCUGUGCUACUCAUUUGUUGGUCUUGUGGGCUGGUUUUUCACUGGCAGAAUAAAAGCUGCUGCUCCAUAACACCAUCUAAAGUAAACUCUGUUUGCAUAGGGUUGGCAUGGCCAGGUUUGGCUAGUGGGGGUGGUACAGGGGUGGUUUCUCUGAGAAGCUGCUGGAAGUUUCCUCUGUGUCCAGCUGAGCCAACUCCAGCCAGGUCCAGGAUGGUCCCUCUGGCCACGUCUGACACCAUCACUGAUGACAAGUAAGAAGGAGAGAAUGUUUAAUUAAAUAACCACAAACCCUGUUCUUCAUCCCCUUGAACCACUGAGGGGCAGAAGGAAGAGAAAACUGAGAGAAGUUAAGCCUGGGAAGAAGGGAAGGGUGGGACAAAGGAGUUUUUAAGAUUUAGUUUGUUCUUUGUCUUUAUCCUACUGUGAUUUGAUAGGUAAUAAAUUAAUUUCCCUAAGUCAA
This is a messenger RNA of Catharus ustulatus (Swainson's thrush), 1347 nucleotides long. It is a transcript of the gene CZH5orf63, whose product is annotated as chromosome Z C5orf63 homolog. Lineage: Eukaryota; Metazoa; Chordata; Aves; Passeriformes; Turdidae. The coding region runs from base 131 to 697 and encodes 188 amino acids. The record is from RefSeq and is a predicted model, not a curated record. The transcript is spliced from 5 exons.